AUGGCUGCAGACCUUCCAGAAGUAGAAGGGUGUGUCAAGUUUUUCCCAUUCCUCCAGCACAAACAGCAGAACAAGAGCCACUUUGUCAGUGGAAAAGGUAUCAUCCAAGCCUAUAAGAGUGGUCUCACCCUCCAGGGCAACACCACCAGUCUGGGGAGAUGGGACUUCGUUGGCUCUUUCUUCUUCUCCAUCUCUGCAAUAACCACCAUUGGCUACGGGAACCUGAGCCCCACCACUGCAAUUGCUAGAAUCUUAUGCAUCGUCUUUGCCCUCUUUGGGAUCCCCUUGAACUUGGUUGUUCUAAACCGAAUUGGGCAGCUGAUGCUCUCUGGCGUUCACAAAUGUGCCAGGCAUCUGCAGGAGAAGUUCCACUGGAAGAAGGCAGCCACCCUGUUGACAAGGACCUGUGCAUUGGUUACUGGCUUGUUGCUGUUCCUUCUGCUACCGCCUUUACUGUUUUCUGCCAUAGAAGGCUGGACUUAUGAAGAAGGAUUCUACUAUUCCUUCAUCACCCUCAGUACAAUAGGCUUUGGAGAUUACGUGAUUGGGAUGAACCCAGACCGUACCUAUCCAGCCUGGUACAAGAAUGUGAUAUCUCUGUGGAUCCUCUUUGGCAUGGCUUGGCUAGCACUGGUCAUCAACAUUUGUAUCAAUGUGCUAGAGAACUCUAACGACCUCUGCCAGUGCUGCAAGAAGAAAAGGAAAGAGGCAGAGCAGAAUUUAACAGACAGCAACAAAAGUAGUACUCUGGGGCUGGAUGAUGUGGAGAGCUGCACUACCAAGGACACAAAGCCAAAAGGCCCAGACUGAACAGCACUUGUGCAGCUCCUCUAAAAGGACUUUUCCCAAGGGAUAUCUUCUUGGUGCAUCAUAUGUGUAUGUGCCAGCAGAGGUGACUGCGUAGAACAGCUGGAGUGGAAAUCCCUUGUACUUCAGUCAAACAGGAAUGGAAACUAGAGUACUGGGCCUGGAGUGCCUCUACUGUGAAUCAAGUAGUAGAGAAAUACUAUAAGCUCAGUUGCUUGCACUAUAAGACAUUACCUCAUCCAAACCCCAAGUCCCCAUUUAGAUUUCUUUAGGCUUCACUUAAGGUUCCACCCGCAUGUAUAAGUUACAUUUGAAAUUGGUAUACAACACUGAUCUGUUGUUCUCUCUUUCACGUGCAGAAGUCUCCCAUUUCAUGCAUACCACUUCACAUAUCAUCACUGCAACCACCAGUGCCAUAGCAUAUGGGUCACCACACAGCACAUUCUUUAAAUGCCUGAUGAGGAACAUACUUUAAAAGCAAACAACUCAUCAGUUGUCACAAGUUAUGUUCCAUGACUUUCAUGCUUGUACCUGCCAAAGGGGAUAACAUUCUUCUGCUACCAGAUCCUAAAUAUAUGGCAAUGAGGCGUAGCAUGCAGCUGGAUAUCCAGUGUGACGAGGGAAACCACCACAUCAAAGAGCUAUAUCAGUGUUAAAGAUGAACGACUCUUAUUAUGGUAAUUGGUUUAUUCAUCUACAGAAUCCUUCUGUGGUAUCAUCCACUACAGAAUUUAGUCUGGUCCCCAAAUGUCACCAGUUAAAUGCAAUGGUUCAUUAUUGUUAAACUUUCCUUUUAACAUUUUGGAAACCAGAAGUAGAAGCCAGAAGCCAGUCGUUACGAGCCUGGUCAUGGCCCAGUGAUUACAAAGCUUACGUUUGAUCCAGCAAUAGAUGAGGUUGCUGCUGAUUUUGCUUAAUGGGAAUAUAAAGAAAAAAAAAUUAUUGUGAUAUUCUCAUGGCACAGAGAUGACAGUGAUCUUCCUGCUCCUUUUUAUCUUGCUGGCAUAAGCAGCAGCAUGUCCUGCUGUAUGUAAUGCUGAAUCUGCUCCCGAACAAUGGCAUUUUCAAUUAAUAUAAUUGCUCAGAAGUCUUUUGCACUCUGAGCUGUUUAAAAAAGGCCCAUAGCUUGUAGUUCCUGAUAUAAUUAGUAUCAGCGUGCCCAUUCUUGAUCCUCACAAGUGGCAUUUCCCAUGUUGGCAGCAUCCUGGAUUGGGGAUUUUGAGAAUCUGACUCUCACUUCACUUAUAGACCAGUUCUGAACUUUUGGAAGAACCACCUAGUGUCUGCAGGGGAUCUAGGUUUCACAAGAACAAAGGAAGGAAGAGAGGCAAAACGGGGGUGGGGAUAGGAGUCAUUACUUAGAAAUACUGAUAGCUGAGUGCAUGGCAAUUCAGAGGACUGUUUACAGUUUCCCAGGAUCAAAGACUGUAGAAUGUUUGUUAGGAUUUUACAGUUUACAGUGGGAGAGGUGGAGGUGCUGUCAUGUGCUGGCAUCAGUGACAUAAGGAGGUUCAGGAAAGGAAUCUUUCACGCUGAAGCUAGAUUGCUUGGCAGAAAGGUAUUAUCAAGACAUACCUUUGGUGUAGUGCUCUUUGAAAUGCUUUUUCAGUAGGCAGGAGCAUCAAGGCAAGCGUUAGGAAGUGAUUGAAAAUGUUAAUGUAUAACUGGAACUGUGGUAUGGAAUAGGUGGGCUCAAGUUCACUGGGCACUGAGUCAUUCUGUAGUGGCUUUUAAAACUGUUUGACCUCUCUGUUUUCCAUGUAUUUUAGUAUUGCGUUUUUCACUGAUCCUCACACGUUAGGUUUUUAUUGCUGUUUAUAGUGGGCUGGUCUAGAAUUACAUUACAAGGGUGCUGUCUGCCCUUAAGUAGUAUGGUCAGAGCCAGGAUGAUAAUUUACUUCACUAGCAGGUCUACUUUCCCUUCUUCCAAGUGCAAAACUCCCUAAGCACAUGACUUCACUAUGUAAAACAAGAUGAGAGAAAGUAGAGAACACCUUUUGGAGAAGGCUAAAAACCACAUCACAAGCUCUUUCUUGACUCUAAUUUGAAAUAUCACAGGCUCUGACGUUCCACCAUUCCUCUGCUUAGCAGCCUAAAGGAGCUCCAUCUGAAGGAGAUUUUCUUGCUCUUCAUUUUAAAUAUCGCUUUAAACAUUUUUAUCCUGUUAUUUCUAGCUGUGCUCCCUCACAGCACUUUUUAUUUCUUCAAAUAUUUGUAGCCGCUAGGUAAGAUUUUAAAAAGCUUUUAAAAGUGUUAGGCAUCCAACUCCCAUUGAAUUUCAAUAGGAGUCAGGUGCCUUGCUUCUUUAGGCAUUUUCAGAAAUCCCACCUUGUGAUCAUAACAUCCCCAAUGGGCAGCCAUCACACUUAACAUGUAUUCACUCUUUCUAGUAACGAGGUGCCCAGAAGUGAUCUUCUGGAUUACUAAUACAUACAUGGCCAAACACCAUCUAUCUGUCUGUGUUCUUUUAUAACUCCCCACAUCAACACUGUAUCUGAGAACUUCCCAGUAGCAUCCCACUCCACCUCCUUCCCAACUCAGUACGCUGUCCGUUAUUAUUAGAGGCAAGCCAGCUUUCAAUGCAUAUGAUGUAUAUUAUCAUACUUGAGAGUCCCUCACAAAAUGCCAUGUCUUUGGCCUUUGCAGCCUUCUCUCUGAAACUAUGCUGUGGUCAAAUGAUAUGGAUGGAUUUGUUCCCAGAGAGGAGAGAAGGGGAAGUUUUGCAAUAUAGUGAAAAAUAUCAUCAGUGUGUCUAAAAAAUAGACUGCUCUACUAAAAUAUGAAAGGUUAUCUGCUCAAGGGUAAAAUAAAGAAAACAAACCACUGUGCUGUUAUCAUUCUUGUCACAGCUGACUCUGGGUCUUCCAUAAUCUACAUUGGAAAAUUACAGAUGUUCUCUGCUUUUUAUUUUUUAACGCCUCCAAAAGGUCCUGAAUUCUCCGUGGCUGAAUUCUUGAGCUAGUCUCUUUCCAAAUAACUGUGAAGUUUCCAUUAGUGAUUUUAACCUUGUCUUUCAUAAGUGUAUUCUUCUCUGUUCCCCUGGGUUUUUGGUUUGGGGUUUUUUUCUGUUUGUUCUAGGGGGAACAGGCCAUAUUAUUGCUGUCAUUAUUCAGUAUUUAUAUUAUCUCAGUGCCCAGAAGCCUUGUCAUGGAGCCACAGAGGAAGUUUGCCUCCAAUCUUUUUACAGUCUUCCAGGGACUGCAUCUUUUUCCAUGGUAAUCCCUAGAUUUCCUCUUCUGCACAGGGGAGUCCCAAAGACUCCCCUACUCCACAACUGAACUGGGCUUCAGUUUCUUCUGUUACCUUAGCUCCUUCAACAAGUCCAAAAGGACUUUAACUCCUGAUAGACUUCACCUCUUUAACAGCUAUGCAGUUGCAGAAGUUUGCAGCAACACAAGGCAGCCUUCUCCAAACAAGGCAGUUAAUAUUAAUCCACCUUCCUCCAUAUUUUCCCCCUACUCUUUGUUUCUACAUUCAGCAGAGCUAUCCUGGAACAGAAAAUUGAGCCCAUUACCCCUGCCCACUGGAAUUUACAACUAAGAAGUGAACCCUAGAAGGGGUUGAGGGCCUUCAGCUUCCUAAACCCCUAAAUUAAAACAAGACCAUCUGAAAAAUUGUAGGUGGAGAAAGGAAGGAUUGAGAAAAAGACAUCCCUCAAUCCCCUAAGGAAGAGUAUUUCUGUGGACAGAGGGGGCUGGGAACAGCUCUUUAUUGCUUAAUUGCUCUUCUUGGAUCUUGGUUAGCACUGCAUAUUUCUGCUGGUAAAUAUUUUUAAACGUACUGUCUUUAAUUUUUUUUUUACACAUUCUAUGUUUGGUCAGAGCUCAUGGACAAAGUUGAAACAAUAAUGUAUCUGAGGAGGGACAUGAAAGACUUCACACAGAAAUUUGUGUGAAGACAGGCAGUGAAAAAUGCUGACGCACAAGACCAGGGAUAUGGUAUGAAGCCCUAGGGGCCCUGCUGAAGCAGGCACACAGAUGAGUAUUGAAGGAGGGGGCAUAUGAGGUUGAGGGGGUUGGGAAAAUACUGGAUGGACUAAGUGGGUGCUGAGCUGUGCAGCACUUGACCAUAUGACUGCCAUGAAUAAGUGCAGAUAAUGUACAGAAUUUUGAAUGUGAUUAUAACCAAGAGGCAUACCCUAGUUUUGGAUAACUGAUGUUCAGAAAAUAAGAGCUAUACUGUACUUGGUUUUAAACUAUAUGUGUGAUCUUCAGAU
Alligator sinensis (Chinese alligator) is the source of this 5023-nucleotide messenger RNA. RefSeq names its product potassium channel subfamily K member 17. The transcript is spliced from 5 exons. Gene Ontology annotation, molecular function: potassium ion leak channel activity. Lineage: Eukaryota; Metazoa; Chordata; Crocodylia; Alligatoridae. Gene Ontology annotation, biological process: stabilization of membrane potential; potassium ion transmembrane transport. Gene Ontology annotation, cellular component: membrane. The record is from RefSeq and is a predicted model, not a curated record. The coding region runs from base 1 to 810 and encodes 269 amino acids.